Molecule: messenger RNA, 549 nt
Organism: Acyrthosiphon pisum (pea aphid)
Lineage: Eukaryota; Metazoa; Arthropoda; Insecta; Hemiptera; Aphididae
Exons: 1
Coding region: 1-549 (182 amino acids)
Source: RefSeq, a predicted model, not a curated record
AUGAUAAAUUGUGCUUUUAGAAAUUGGGAACUUUGCGUUUAUCCGAAUCUACCACAAACGAGCAAACACUCUUGGAUGGUUAAAACUUGUUCGCAGGUUGAAAAACCUAGGUGUUUAAUAAUCGCUUUUCUCACCUAUACGCCGGGAAGCGUGACGGACGGUUAUAGCGGCGAUUACGACGCGUGUUCGCUGACAAACGUUAAAGCAUAUAUUAAUUCAAUCGAAUACCCGUACGAGGAUUUCAACGAGAGUUUCGACAAAAACCUGUUUACGAUGUUCUAUCAAAAUUAUAUCGAUUUCCAAAAACAUUAUUACGAGAGGGAUAACUCCCAACCGUGCCUGUCGAGAGAAAAAUAUAAAGAGUUGGGACCAUUUAUCUGCAUAGAUUGUUCGCGACAAAGCGACGAUGCGAAAAUUUCUAACGUAGAUCUACGUCUUGAAAUAGAAGCAUCCAAUAACUUUCCCGCUAACACAGCCGCCUACUGUCUGGUUAUUCACGAUCGCGUGAUUCAAUACAACCCGUUUACCGGUGAAGUUAGAAAACUAUAA